Molecule: messenger RNA, 5631 nt
Organism: Xyrichtys novacula (pearly razorfish)
Lineage: Eukaryota; Metazoa; Chordata; Actinopteri; Labriformes; Labridae
Source: the annotation of a GenBank genome assembly
AGGUAAGCGUGCCCGGAAGUUUCUCAAUAACAAGAGCCGUUCUAGAUACUCCUUCGUAAACAAGCCGUCAAACCUGUUAAAUUUGUUACAUUCUCCCACAGUAUUAAGUGAGUUUUGUGAACAGUUUCAUUUAGCUGUUUAUUAACAAAAGAAGCGGCGUAAACUUAACCGGAAGUGUAACUGUGAGGUAAACACUGUGGGGAUAUUUUCGGACCUCCGGUGCAGACUUUUGAGAAAGUGAGUCACGUUUUACUCUUCAGGUCUUUUCUGAACGGUUUCUCCUCACAAAGUUUUGAACUACACCUCUGACAUGUCUGUAUUUGUUUCUGAGUUAUUACAAGCAGCGCCUCUGUCUCCAUUUUGUCAUUCUUUGUCCUCAGAAGUCCUGGCUCUGACCUUUGAGCGACACAUAGUGACCUGGCACAGAAAGGUGAACUCGCCUGAGUCCGGGGUUUUCCUCUUUCUGUUCAGAUGGUUUUUGGAGCAUAGUAGUCCUGGACACCUACAAUGAAUCCACAGACUCUGUCACUAAGGGCUCUGCUCUUUCUCGGGCUGUGGCACACUGGGAGAAGAAGUUUAGCUUCAACCUCAGAGCUGAAAGAUCCUCCUAAAAAGAUAGGUAAGCAAAUAAAUCAACUAGUAUCCAUCAGCUGAUCACCACCCUGCAGGACUUAUCGAUCUGGUGGACACAGAUUGUAGAAGCCAAUAGGUAUCAUACAGUAUGUAGCAUCAGAGAUGUGCUUAUUGUUAAAUUGUAGUAAUAGUAUUCUCAGAAGAGGUCUUUGUUGGGCUGUGUAAGAGUUGAAAACUGCUUCCCUCUGUGCUUUUAACUCAUGUGUACUGCUCAAAAUUUACACCCUUUCGUCCUGUUCGUGGACGUUUAUAGCCACUAACUUUAGCUGCUUUAAAACCAUAUCGGAUAAAUAUUUUUUCAAAAAUGUUUGCUCAAAUCUCUUCAUUCACCUUAGUCCUUAUUGAAACUAUUAUUUAUUUUUUUUUAAUUGUUAUGGAUUUUAACUCUUAAAAUUUAACUCAGAGGUGAUGUCACUGAUUUGGUGUGAAAGAAAAUACAAAAUGACUGAUUUUCAAUAAAAAAAUAAUCAGAGGCUGGAGAUUUUUUACAUGCUAUCACACCCUUGGAUAUGUCAAAUAUUAGUAACAACAUUGGCUUUGAUGCAUUUCUAUUUUUGAGCUGCAUCAGAUUUUGAAGUUUUUUUUUUUAAAAAGAUUUUAAAGGUGUAUGUCUUUUUUGGAGAGAGGUUCUUUUUUAGUAUGAAAUUGAAGGUUGUAUUGUAAUUUUGUAAACUGAAUUUGCAUUCACUCAGUGAUGUGCAAUAAAUGUUUAUGUGAUUGCAUGUGGAAAUAAAUAACAGCAAAAUAGAAGUGAAUAUAUGCUAUUUAUUUUAGGAAUCUGAAACUUAUAAAACUGUCAUUUUAACAUCAGAACUGGUAUAAUAAGCCUUGGCAUUCCCACAUUACUCAUCUGCAGUGACACAAAAAGAGACUCCAAUAUUUCGCCUCCCUUGAGAAUGGGCCAGCAUUAUCUUCCCCAACUACAACAUGAAUAUAAUCAGACAUCACUUCAGCCAUAAAUUGUACAUGUAUACACUUGAUAAUGUUAUCAUGAGGCGUCUAGGAUGUAAUGAGGAAGUUUUACAGGAAGAUAUUAGAUUUCAGAUUUAUUGAGGGGAUUGCCCCUUGAGAUGCACCCUCUCGUUUUCGAGGGGGUCCCAGAAAGCAUAAACAGAGUACAUUAACACAUACUGCAUAGAUAUACAGAUACUUACAUGUAUACGUACAUUGCAAUCUAAUACCCUCAGUUCUUAACUGCUGAUCCCAUGUUGCUCCUCUAAAGGUGAUCUUUGAAGUCCACUUAUCUUUGUUUAAGCUCAAAAUAAAAAAAACUCUCAUGUGGUUGGAUCAAACUCACAUAUAACUUCUAAGAUGAUUAUGAUAACCCUAAUUCUAACCCCACUCAUAGUGUUUUUGUCAUUGUCCCUUUAUAGCUGUGGUAGGAGCUGGUAUUGGUGGCACAGCUGCAGCUUUUUACCUGAGACAGGAGUUUGGACCUGGGGUGAAGAUAGAUGUGUUUGAGCCUGAGGUUGUUGGUGGGCGGCUGGCGACAGUGAAGAUGGGAGAUUAUGAAUAUGAGACAGGUGGCUCAGUGAUCCACCCUCUGAACCUGCACAUGAAGCACUUCAUAGAAAAACUAGGUAAAGAAGACAGUAUUUGUUGAAGCCAGUGUUGUUUUGCGGCCUGGAGUAUUUGAACUGUGAGCUUGUGUUUCCUGAUUGUCUCAGGUAUUCCUCCAAGGAAAGAUGUUCCUUCAAAAAUGGCCAUCUUUGAUGGAAAGGAGCUCACAUUUGAAGAGAGUGACUGGUUUAUAAUAAACUUCUUGCGCCUCCUCUGGCGAUACGGGUUCAGCUUCCUCCGAAUGCAGAUGUGGGUGGAGAGUAUUUUGGACAAAUUCAUGAGGUGAGGAGGAGAACAAGUUGUCCUAACAUCUAAAUCUUGUUCUUGGCUUUAGAUCCAUCUGCUUCAUUCUUUUAAUGUUGUUUUAUUUUGGUUGGGUUAUCCUUUCAUUUGCAGGAUCUACCAGUACCAGCAGUAUGGUUACUCAUUCACCACCGUGGAGAGGCUCCUGCAUGCCAUGGGUGGUGAUGGUUUCCUCACCAUUAUGAACCAGACCCUGGAGGAGACGAUGAUAGGCGAAGGGUUUUCACAGGUUUUUCUCAACGAAAUUGUGGCACCCAUCACUCGUGUCAACUACGGCCAGAGCGUUCGCAUCAAUGGCUUUGUGGGUAAGUUUUACAGUGUAAGAGUUUGGGUCAGUUUGUUAUACAUCGAGUUGUAUGAGGUUUUAUGCAACAAUAAGAGGGUUUAUACAUUCAGUGUUUUUGUUGUCUUGCAGGGGCGGUGUCGUUAGCUGGAGCAGAGUCAGGUCUGUGGGCAGUGGAUGGAGGCAAUAAGAGAGUGUGCUCAGGACUGCUGUACCACAGUAAAAGUGAGCUCAUCCCUGCCAAAGUGACGUCUGUGUCUGUUAAGGUUCGACCGUCUAAAACAGGUACAAUCACGCUCUGUCACAAAGAUUUCUUAUACACUCGUUCCAACUUUUUAAAUCUAAAACAUGUCUUAUCUUUUGUCAUUUUCAGGCCCCACUACCAGCUAUUAUGAGGUGAAUUAUGCUGAUGAAUCCGGCUCAGCUCACGCUCUGUAUGACAUUGUCGUGAUAGCGACACCACUCCACCAGGGUAAAUCUGACAUCACCUUCUCAGGCUUCUCCCCUCCAAUCCCAUCGCACUACCCUGGGCGGUACCAUCAGACCGUCACUACUCUGGUCCACGGCAUGCUGAAUAUGUCCUACCUUGGGACCUCUGAGCAUGCCUCAGAGUUUACAGUGUCCGACAUUCUCACUACUGACACCAAAGGCUCUAUGAUCAACAGUCUGAGCUCUAUAGAUCCUGUUCACAUCCCAGCUGAUUACAAACGCCCCCCUGCCAGCAAGACCAAAGUGUGGAAGGUGUUCUCCCCUCAGCCGCUGUCCCAGGAGCAGCUGAAGGAAAUGUUCCUCUCCUGGGACUCUGUGUCUGAGACUCCUUGGCUGGCUUAUCCUUCUUACCGCCCGCCACACAGGAGGACUCCUCCUUUCAUCCUACACAACCGGCUGUACUACCUCAACGCCUUGGAGUGGGCGGCCAGUGCCAUGGAGAUGAGCGCCAUCUCGGCCAGGAAUGUCGCUCUCCUGGCACACCACCGCUGGCACAGUCAGACUGGCAGGAUUGACCAGGAAGACCUGCAUACCAGGCUGAGAGGAGAACUCUGAACAAGAGGAGUUAGAGCAAUAAAAGCAACACACACAGGUACUCAUGGGUACGCCUGCUGCACUGUAAAAACACUCUUGUCAGGCAAACUCUCCUUCAGGAUUCCAAGGAUGCACUAGUCUCCUUAAGCACAAUCCCUCUGGGUCUUUUAAUUAAUUUCUAAGGACCUCAGACAAGCUGUUUACAAGUCCGCUUUAAACGUGUGUAUUAGACCACUGAGUUUGGAGGUAAAUUAACUCUCCUCUGCCUCCUCAAAUCUCAGCAUUUAACUGAAGACAGGGCAUUAUUUCAACCAUCAGUGGUUACUCCAAACGAAACUUGGACAAAAAUCAAAAAAUGGCAAAUUUUUUUAACAAGUCUGUACUGAUAGGUGGAAUACAACUGUAUUACAGGAAGUAAUUUUAUUCAUAAAUUAAUUUGUCUGUUAUUUUCAGAUUUUAACAUUUUUAAGUCAGUGAAAUCCUGAAAAUGAAAAAUGAAUUCACUGACUCAGUUUUGACUCCUCCAAAUCAAUCCAACAGCCCCCCAUGAGAGACCCUUGUUUCAUAUCAUAAAUGAUAAAGAAAAGAAGCAGUUCCUUAAACACACUAGAACGUCUGUGACAUUUCUGUAUAAAUAUAACCUAAAACCCUUUAUCGGUUAUCAAACACUUACAUCCGUUAAAUAAAUAUUAGAAAAUUUGUUGCACUAAUCUCUAAAGCCAAAUGAUGUCCUCACUGUGAGCCAUGCUGCACUACAGGGUAAACACACACUCCUCUGUGUUCCUUUGUCUUCGUCUACAUUGUUAGCCUUAGGCCAAAUUCUCGCUUUGUUUUGCUGCAAAACUCGAAACUGAGAAAUACAAUGUGUUAUAAAUGGAGAAAUAUAUCUAAUUCGACUUCAUUUAAGCCACAUCUACCUGGUGAGUCCAGAUUAAUAUAUCAUUCAAAGAGUUUGUGACCAGAAAGAUAUUUUCACUCAUUACAAGCAAUUUAGAUAUUUAUUUUUGCUCAUAACUUGAUAUAAGAUGUUGAACUUUUCAGGUAAAUGUGGCUAAUAUGUCAUCAAACUAGGUUUUUUUUGUCUAUAAAUAACACAAAAACCUUUAGUAAGGAGUUUAAAAGAGUGAUAACUGUGUAAAGAUGUCCUUUAAAUUGAUGAAUUUCUAUGUUUUCGGAUGGUUUCCUCUGCCUCUUCCCUCUCAGCAGUCUACUGCAUAUGUUUGAGUUCAGGCAGCAUGUUUUCUUUCUUCUGAUUUCAUGUUGUAGUUGUCACUGUAUUAUUAAUGAAACUACAAGUAGAUGAUCUAAUCGCACUGAUGAGUUAUGAGAUGUUAAUGUUUUUUUUCUUGAAACUAUGACUGUGCCUUAAAACUGAAUAUUUGGCCUUUAUCUGUACUUUGUGAGAAGUGUCCCUGUAGUUUAGAAAUCAUCUGUUGUCCUUCAGGUCUUCUUUUUUGGGGGCCACCAGGACCAAACUGAGAACAACAUGAUGCAGCUCUGUGUGUCACAUUGUUUGUAACCUCUGGGAAAGUGGAUUUUUAUCUGUGUUUUCUCCGAUGUCUUGUUGCUCCCUUGAAACAAGUUGUUGUCCGCUCAGUUUUCCUGAAACACUUAUAGAGGCGUAUUUUUCUAGAGCUUAGUUUCUUGUGGAGCUGUCCACUAGUGAGUACAUGUGAAAACACACUGAACAAUAACAGCAGCAUCAGAAUAGCAGAUUAAUCAAAAAAGAGGUUUCAAUGUUCCUUUUAUAGAAUAAAACUACAAUCCUGUGAAGAAUUAGUCUGGCUUCUUCUGCAAAAAUAAAACAUGUCUUUUAAUAACAAAUCUAA